Strigops habroptila (Kakapo) is the source of this 673-nucleotide messenger RNA. It is a transcript of the gene MRPL50, whose product is annotated as mitochondrial ribosomal protein L50. Bases 16 to 543 code for a protein of 175 amino acids. The record is from RefSeq and is a predicted model, not a curated record. NCBI's taxonomy places the organism in Eukaryota, Metazoa, Chordata, Aves, Psittaciformes, Psittacidae. The transcript has 2 exons. Gene Ontology annotation, cellular component: mitochondrion; mitochondrial large ribosomal subunit.
CGCGGCCGGGGCGGAAUGCGUCACCGCCGCGCUGACUGCGGGCAGGAAGCGCAGUGUUUCCUCAUGAUGGCGGCUGUGGUCGUGGUGCGGGUCUCGGGCGGGCGGCUAGGCCUCAACGCUGCGGCGAGCAGGGCGUUCUGGGGCGGCGUGAGGAAGGAGGAAAAAGAAGUAGAAGCAGACAAAAUAAUUCAUCAAGAGAAAAGUGAGCCCAGCCUGAUCUGUCCCCCACCACGCAGCAGAAGCUAUCAUCCUCCGGAGGAUAUACAGAGCUACCUUGAGUCUCACGUCAAGGAGAUUUUUGGACCCUCGCUUCCUGAUAGUUGGCAGCAGACACCCCUCAAAGAUAACAGGUUAAAGUAUCGCCUGCUGGCUCAGCUGGCAGCAGAACUUGGUCACGCUGUCCCCAAUUCACAGCUCCACCUGAUGCGCAGUGCUGAGGAUGUCUUGAAUUUCUAUAGCACUCCUGUGAAGGAUGCGUCCAGAUUUGAUGAACUGUGUGCUGCAGAGCUACCCCGAAACCUGAAGAUUAACUGGGAGCAGUGAGUCGCACCACGAAGCAUUGCUUUGCUUUGCUUGUGUUCGUAAGGCAGGACUACAGAACGGAAGCAGAGCCCUUUCAUUGUGGUAGCAACCGAAUGCAUGAAUAUCACUAAUAAAACUUCAUUUAGUUGUC